Messenger RNA from Rhinichthys klamathensis goyatoka, 794 nucleotides. It is a transcript of the gene hcst, whose product is annotated as hematopoietic cell signal transducer. Gene Ontology annotation, cellular component: membrane. The record is from RefSeq and is a predicted model, not a curated record. Bases 83 to 385 code for a protein of 100 amino acids. Gene Ontology annotation, biological process: regulation of immune response; positive regulation of phosphatidylinositol 3-kinase/protein kinase B signal transduction. Lineage: Eukaryota; Metazoa; Chordata; Actinopteri; Cypriniformes; Leuciscidae. The transcript is spliced from 5 exons. Gene Ontology annotation, molecular function: signaling receptor binding; phosphatidylinositol 3-kinase binding.
UAGGCUAAACCAACUCCAAUGACUCAUACGGGAAAAAUAAACCGAGUGGGCGGAAAAAUCGAAAAAUGUCAUCAAAGAUCAAAUGAAUCGCUGCACAUCACUUCACUGGUUUGGUGAAAGGACAAGAUCACACAAGUUUCAAACACAGGAAAUGACAAAGAACGGCCUUUUUUUCCUCUCUCUGCUAGCUAUGGUCAGUGCUGUUGAAGACAAAGGCUCAUGCUAUGGCAUCGGCUCUGGCACUAUGGCAGGUAUUAUAUUCGCUGAUGUUGCAGUGACGAUCUUCAUUGUUUCUACCACCUACUGGUAUGCCAGCAAGCGCAGACAAAAGAAAGAAAACGCUGACGAAGUCUACAUGAAUGUCAGAGCAAACUGCAAAACAUGAUGAUCUUUUGAAGACUGACAUGAAUUAUGGAAGACUCACUGACAUUUAAUAUCAUAUUACAUACAUGAUAAUAGAGGAUUUAUAUUUUACAUUUUAGCACAGUUUGAAUACACUCUUAAGUGUUCUUGUGAUAUCUUGUAGAUGAGACAAAAUUACGUACACUGGAAACUAAUAUUAUUAACUCAAUCUAGUAGAUUAUCAACAGCAAUAACUGCAGUAAGGAAAAACACUGCCAGCUAGUGGAUAGUUCUGUCUCACUACUCUUUCCUUGCUCUAGGAGAAAGUGACUUUUAAAAUGUAAUAUAAUCAAGCUUUCUGAAACUUGUAUUAUACAAAGAAAACAAAAACAAUUCCGUAAUUUUGUUCAUGAAAGUAUGCAAUUAUGCAUUAUGUUUCUACAUGCGUCAAU